This is a messenger RNA of Drosophila bipectinata, 7620 nucleotides long. It is a transcript of the gene sdk, whose product is annotated as sidekick cell adhesion molecule. Gene Ontology annotation, biological process: cell-cell adhesion. NCBI's taxonomy places the organism in Eukaryota, Metazoa, Arthropoda, Insecta, Diptera, Drosophilidae. Gene Ontology annotation, molecular function: protein binding. The record is from RefSeq and is a predicted model, not a curated record.
CAAAAAAACCCCUCAAAUCCAACAAGGAGACAAGGAGAUCUAAAAAAAAAAUCCAUCAAAUGCACGGCAGGCAGCGGCGAUCUGCGGCCUCGUCGCUGCGAUCGAAAGCAACAACAAAAACAACAAUCAUACCAAGAAGAAGAAGAAGAACAACAACAACAACAACAACAACAAGUCAGCAGGCAACCAAGGUAACAUUGUUGUUGUUGUUGCUAUGGAAUUUGGACAGCUGCUCAUGUUACGCGGAGUCCAGCCCGCAGACCCAGCAGCUGAUCUCGCAGCAGCAGCUCCAGGCCCCCAGAUUCACCACGCAUCCCUCCUCCUCCGGCUCGAUCGUGAGCGAGGGGAGCACUAAGAUCCUGCAGUGCCAUGCCCUGGGAUACCCGCAACCCAUGUACCGUUGGCUCAAGGACGGCGUGCCAGUGGGCGACUUCUCGUCCAGCCAGUUCUACCGCUUCCACAGUACGCGGCGCGAGGAUGCGGGCAGCUACCAGUGCAUCGCCAGGAACGAUGCCGGAUCCAUAUUGAGCGAGAAGAGCGAUGUUGUGGUGGCCUAUAUGGGCGUCUUUGAGAAUACCACCGAGGGACGGCUGACGGUGACCAGCGGCCAUCCGGCGGUCUUCGAUAUGCCGGCCAUAGACUCGGUGCCGACGCCCUCGGUGAUGUGGCAGUCGGAGGACGGGCCCCUCAACUACGACAUCAAGUACGCCUUCACCCAGGCCAACCAGCUGAUCAUCCUGAGCGCCGGCGAGGGCGACCGGCGGGGCUACCGCGCCCGGGCCACCAACACCCAGCUGGGCAAGGAGGAGAGCAGCGCCUAUGUCCAUCUGAACGUGAGCGGUGACCCGUUCGUGGAGGUGGCGCCCGAGAUCAUUGUACGGCCGCAGGACGUCAAGGUCAAACUGGGCACCGGCGUCGUCGAGCUGCAGUGCAUCGCCAAUGCCCGGCCCCUGCACGAGCUGGAGACUCUCUGGCUGAAGGACGGCCUGGCCGUGGAGACCGCCGGCGUCCGGCACACCCUCAACGACCCUUGGAACCGCACCCUGGCCCUCCUGCAGGCCAACAGCUCCCAUUCCGGAGAGUACACCUGCCAGGUGCGGCUGCGCAGCGGCGGCUAUCCGCCAGUGAGCGCCUCGGCCCGCCUACAGAUCCUCGAGCCGCCCGUCUUCUUCACGCCGAUGCGGGCGGAGACGUUCGGGGAGUUUGGCGGACAGGUGCAGCUGCCCUGCGACGUGGUGGGCGAGCCCACGCCCCAGGUCCGGUGGUUCCGGAACGCAGAGUCGGUGGACGCCCACAUCGAAAGCGGAAGAUAUGCACUGAGCACGGACAACACCCUGGUGAUCAAGAAGCUGGUCCUGGACGACGCCGCCAUGUUCCAGUGCCUGGCGAGCAACGAGGCCGGCGAGAACUCGGCCAGCACCUGGCUGCGCGUGAAAACAGACACCGCCAAGAAACGCGUCAAACGCCUGGCCCAGCCCCGUAUCCUCAGGGUAAGAGCUUCGCAUGCUGGCUUGGGAUCGGGAUCGGGAUCGGGAGCGGAAAGGGGCUCGGGCUCAGGAUCGGGAACUGGUACCAUUGGUAAACGCAAGGACUUCCGCUUUGCCUCGGCCCCCGUGCUGGAGCAGCCGCCGCAGAAUGUGACCGCCCUGGACGGUAAGGACGCAACGAUAUCUUGCCGGGCCGUGGGAUCCCCCAAUCCGAACAUCACCUGGAUAUACAACGAAACCCAACUGGUGGAGAUCUCCAGCCGGGUGCAGAUACUCGAAUCCGGUGACCUGCUCAUCUCGAACAUCCGCCCCACCGACGCCGGGCUGUACAUCUGUGUGCGGGCCAACGAGGCGGGCAGCGUCAAGGGCGAGGCCUUCCUGAGUGUACUGGUGCGGACACAAAUCAUCCAGCCGCCGGUGGACACAACGGUGCUACUAGGACUCACCGCCACGCUGCAGUGCAAGGUGUCGAGCGACCCCAGUGUCCCGUACAAUAUCGACUGGUACCGCGAGGGUCAGGCGGCGCCCAUCAGCAACUCCCAGCGGGUCGGGGUGCAGGCCGACGGCCAGCUGGAGAUCCAGGCGGUGCGAGCCAGCGAUGUGGGCAGCUACGCCUGCGUGGUGACCUCCCCCGGCGGUAACGAGACCCGGGCCGCCCGACUGAGCGUCAUCGAGCUGCCGUUCCCGCCCAGCAACGUGAAGGUGGAACGCCUGCCGGAGCCACUCCAACGCAGCAUCAACGUGUCCUGGACACCCGGCUUCGAUGGCAACAGUCCCAUAUCCCAAUUUAUUAUCCAGCGACGUGAGGUCUCCGAAUUGGGUCCAGUGCCAGAUCCACUCCUCAACUGGAUCACCGAGCUGAGCAACGUCUCCGCCGAACAGCGAUGGAUCCUCCUGGAGAACCUCAAGGCGGCCACCGUCUACCAGUUUCGGGUCAGCGCCGUGAACCGAGUCGGUGAGGGUUCGCCCUCGGAGCCCAGCAACGUCGUCGAACUGCCCCAGGAGGCUCCCUCGGGACCGCCCGUGGGAUUCGUUGGCUCCGCCCGGUCCAUGUCGGAGAUCAUCACCCAGUGGCAGCCGCCUUUGGAGGAGCACCGCAACGGCCAGAUCCUGGGCUACAUCCUGCGCUACCGACUCUUUGGGUACAAUAAUGUGCCGUGGUCCUACCAGAACAUCACCAACGAGGCGCAGCGCAACUUCCUCAUCCAGGAGCUGAUCACCUGGAAGGACUACAUCGUCCAGAUCGCCGCCUACAACAAUAUGGGCGUGGGCGUCUACACCGAGGGCUCCAAGAUCAAGACCAAGGAGGGCGUACCCGAGGCCCCGCCCACGAAGGUGCGGGUCCAGGCGCUCAACUCCACGGCGGCCAGGGUAAGCUGGAUUCCGCCCAAUCCGCAGCAGAUCAACGGCAUCAACCAGGGGUACAAGAUCCAGGCCUGGCAGCGUCGGGACAUCGACGGCGAGUGGCGGGACUUUGAGAAGCGAAUGAUGACGGUGCCGCCCAGCCUGAUAGACCCGCUGGCGGAGCAGACCGCCGUGCUGGGCGGCCUGGAGAAGUUCGCCGAGUACAAUGUCAGUGUGCUCUGCUUCACGGAUCCCGGCGACGGCGUGGCCAGCCAGCAGGUGCCGGUAAAGACCCUGGACGAUGUACCGGACGAGGUGACGGCCCUGCACUUCGACGAUGUGUCGGACCGGUCGGUGAAGGUGCUGUGGGCACCGCCACGCUUCUCCAACGGCAUCCUCACGGGCUACACGGUGCGCUACCAGGUGAAGGACCGCCCGGAUACGAUGAAGGCGGUCAACCUGACGGCUGAGGACACGGAGCUGACGGUGGAGCAGCUGCAGGCCACGACCCACUACUGGUUCGAGAUCUGCGCCUGGACGCGGGUGGGCAGCGGCGCACCCAAAUCGGCCACCAUUCAGUCCGGGGUGGAGCCCGUCCUGCCCCACGCCCCGACCAACCUGGCCCUCUCCAACAUCGAGGCCUUCUCGGUGGUGCUCCAGUUCACGCCCGGCUUCGACGGCAACUCCAGCAUCACCAAGUGGAAGGUGGAGGGCCAGACGGCGCGCAACAUGACCUGGUUCACCAUCUGCGAGAUCAACGACCCCGACGCGGAGACCCUCACGGUCACCGGCCUGAUGCCGUUCACCCAGUACCGCCUGCGCCUCAGCGCCACCAACGUGGUGGGCAGCUCACGGCCCUCGGACGCCACCAAGGACUUCCAGACCAUCCAGGCCAGGCCCAAGCAUGCUCCCUUCAACGUCACGGUCCGGGCGAUGAGUGCCCAGCAGCUGCGGGUGCGGUGGAUUCCCCUCCAGCAGACGGAGUGGUACGGCAACCCGCGCGGCUACAACAUCUCCUACAAGCCACUGGAGAAGACACCCGGCGCCGUUCGGGGCGUGCCCCGUUCGGUGGUGAUCGAGGACCACACGGCCAACUCGCACGUCCUGGAGGGCCUCGAGGAGUGGACCGUGUACGAGGUGCGGAUGAACGCCUGCAACGAUGUGGGCUGCUCCCGGGAGAGCGGCACUGCCGUGGAAAGGACUCGCGAGGCGACGCCCAGCUACGGGCCCCUGGACGUGCAGGCGAACGCCACCUCUUCCACCACGGUGGUGGUGCGCUGGGGCGAGGUGCCCAAGCAGCACCGCAACGGCCAGAUCGACGGCUAUAAGGUGUUCUAUGCCGCCGCGGACCGCGCCGGCCAGCCGGUGCUCCAUAAGACCAUCCCCAGCAACUCGACCUUCACCACCACGCUGACGGAGCUGAAGAAGUUCGUCGUCUACCACGUCCAGGUGCUGGCCUACACGCGCCUGGGCAACGGCGCCCUCAGCGCCCCGCCCAUCCGGGUGCAGACCUUCGAGGACACCCCCGGCGUUCCGUCGAACGUCAGCUUCCCGGACGUCACCCUGACCAUGGCGCGCAUUAUCUGGGACGACCCGAUAGACCCCAACGGCGAGAUCCAGGCCUACCAGGUCACCUACACCCUGAACGGCAGCGCCAACCUCAACUACAGCCGCGAGUUCCCGCCCUCGGACCGCACCUUCCGGGCCACCCAGCUGCUGCCGGAGAAGUACUACAGCUUCAGCGUGACGGCCCAGACCCGGCUCGGCUGGGGCAAGACAGCCACCGCCCUCGUGUACACCACCAACAACCGGGAGCGACCCCAGGCGCCAUCCGUGCCUCAGGUGUCGCGCAGCCAGAUCCAGGCCCACCAGAUCACCUUCAGCUGGACGCCAGGGCGGGACGGGUUCGCCCCGCUCCGCUACUACACGGUGGAGAUGCGCGAGAACGAGGGCCGCUGGCAGCCGCUGCCCGAGCGCGUCGACCCCCUGCUGAGCUCCUACACGGCCCUCGGCCUGCGCCCCCACACCACCUACCAGUUCCGCAUCCAGGCCACCAACGACCUGGGACCCUCGGCCUUCAGUCGCGAGAGCGUGGUGGUGCGGACCCUGCCGGCGGCACCCGCCGUCGGAGUGGGCGGUCUGAAGGUGGUGCCCAUCACCACCACCUCGGUGCGGGUGCAGUGGAGCGCCCUGGAGACGGGCAUGUGGAACGGUGAUGCUGCCACCGGUGGCUACCGGAUCCUCUACCAGCAGCUCUCCGACUUUCCCACCGCCCUGCAGUCCACCCCCAAGACGGACGUGCUGGGCAUCAACGUGAACAGCGUGGUGCUCGCCGACCUCCAGCAGGACCGCAACUACGAGAUCGUGGUGCUGCCCUUCAACUCCCAGGGCCCCGGUCCGGCCACUCCGCCGGCGGCGGUUUACGUGGGCGAGGCAGUGCCCACCGGAGAGCCCCGCGCCGUGGACGCCGCACCCAUUUCCAGCACCGAGGUGCGCCUGCUGUGGAAGCCCCCGAAGCAGAGCAUGCAGAACGGCGACAUCCUGGGCUACAAGAUCUUCUACCUGGUGACCUACUCGCCGCAGGCCCUGGAGCCGGGCCGCAAGUGGGAGGAGGAGAUCGAGGUGGUCUCCGCCACGGCCACCUCGCACAGCCUGGUCUUCCUGGACAAGUUCACCGAGUACCGCAUCCAGCUGCUGGCCUUCAAUCCCGCCGGCGACGGUCCCCGCUCCGCCCCCAUCACGGUGAAGACCCUGCCCGGUGUGCCGAGUGCGCCCCUGAACCUCCGGUUCGCGGACAUUACGAUGCAGAGUCUGGAGGUGACCUGGGACCCGCCCAAGUUCCUCAACGGCGAGAUCCUGGGCUACCUGGUGACCUACGAGACCACGGAGGAGAACGAGAAAUUCAGCAAGCAGGUGAAGCAAAAGGUGUCCAACACCACGCUCCGGGUGCAGAACCUCGAGGAGGAGGUCACCUACACCUUCACGGUGCGCGCCCAGACCACGGUGGACUACGGGCCGGGGGUAAGUGAGAACGUGACCACCGGACCCCAGGACGGCUCUCCGGUGGCACCGCGGGACCUCAUCCUAACCAAGACGCUGUCCAGCGUGGAGAUGCACUGGAUCAACGGGCCCUCGGGCCGGGGCCCCAUCCUGGGCUACCUGAUCGAGGCCAAGAAGCGAGACGACUCUCGAUGGACCAAGAUCGAGCAAACCAAGAAGGGAAUGAUGCAGGACUUCACCGUCAGCUACCACAUCCUGAUGCCCUCGACGGCCUACACCUUCCGGGUGAUCGCCUACAACCGGUACGGCAUCUCCUUCCCCGUCUACUCCAAGGACUCGAUACUGACGCCCUCAAAGCUGCAUUUGGAGUAUGGAUACCUGCAGCAUAAGCCCUUCUAUCGGCAGACCUGGUUCAUGGUCUCCCUGGCGGCCACUUCCAUCGUGAUCAUCGUAAUGGUGAUCGCGGUGCUGUGUGUCAAGAGCAAGAGCUACAAGUACAAGCAGGAGGCCCAGAAGACGCUGGAGGAGUCGAUGGCCAUGUCGAUUGACGAGCGCCAGGAACUGGCUUUGGAGCUGUACCGCUCCCGGCACGGCGUCGGCACCGGAACCCUCAACAGCGUGGGCACCUUGAGGAGCGGCACUCUGGGCACCCUGGGCCGGAAGUCCACCCACCGGCCGCCGCCCAACGUCCAGCUGGGCAAGAGCCCGCCGCGCCCGUCGCCCGCCUCCGUGGCCUACCACAGCGACGAGGAGAGCCUGAAGUGCUACGACGAGAAUCCCGACGACAGCAGCGUGACGGAGAAGCCCUCGGAGGUCAGCAGCUCGGAGGCGUCCCAGCACUCGGAGAGCGAGAACGAGAGCGUCCGCAGCGAUCCCCACUCGUUCGUCAACCACUACGCCAAUGUAAACGACUCCCUGCGCCAGUCGUGGAAGAAGACGAAGCCGGUGCGAAACUACUCCAGCUACACCGACUCGGAGCCGGAGGGCAGCGCUGUGAUGAGUCUCAAUGGUGGCCAGAUCAUCGUCAAUAACAUGGCCCGGUCGAGGGCGCCGCUGCCCGGCUUCUCCUCGUUUGUCUGACAAUCAACCGAGUUCUAAGAUCUAAGCGCCGGUAGCAGCGGCACCGUCAUCCGGGAGACCUUUGUCUAGGACGAGGACGAGGACGAGGACGCGGACGUGGACUUGAACCUGGAGUUGGAGAGGAGGAGCUGAGGCGGCUGAGACAGAAGGGAGGAAUGACUGGAACCCGAGAGCACCGGAGGACACACUCACAUAUCAGACGCGGGUCAGUCUCAGCCCCCCCAGCUUGGCGCCUCCGCCGAUCCGCUGCUACAUGGAUACACUACACCCCCACUGGAGAUAUCUGGACUGGAGACUGGAGACAGGAGACAUUCGUUUAGUUUAGCCCCCGAAUAUGCGUUAGUUUAGGUUCUAGUUUUACGAGAGAUCUGAGAUUGGCGGCAUUUAGUUGGUGUUACCUAUCCCCCAGCUCGACUCUGCUCCUAGUUAGGGCUUAGGUUUUUUUUUUUUUUUUAAAUCGUGUUUUAGUACUAGAUUGUGUAUUUAUUUUAUGCAUGUGUGUGCGCCCGUGUGCAUGGUUUUUUUAGGUUUGUGUUUGUGUGUUGCGCCUUGGCAGCUGUUAUCGUAGUUAUCGACCUAUCGAUUCUAUCGAUUUAUGGUAGUCCAAGGCGCUGAGUGAAUGAUCGGCGUGAAUCCGGCGCAAUCUCAUUAUGUUUAAACUUUCAAGAGUCGGAGGAGCUAGGAGGACGUUUGGACGAGGACAAGGAGG